This is a messenger RNA of Exophiala bonariae, 2673 nucleotides long. RefSeq lists its product as uncharacterized. Gene Ontology annotation, molecular function: protein serine/threonine kinase activity; ATP binding. Gene Ontology annotation, biological process: intracellular signal transduction; regulation of MAPK cascade; protein phosphorylation. The coding region runs from base 1 to 2673 and encodes 890 amino acids. The record is from RefSeq and is a predicted model, not a curated record. The transcript has 3 exons. Gene Ontology annotation, cellular component: cytoplasm. NCBI's taxonomy places the organism in Eukaryota, Fungi, Ascomycota, Eurotiomycetes, Chaetothyriales, Herpotrichiellaceae.
AUGGCGACAGGCCAGCAAAAUGGCAGUUUCUACAGCGCUGGUCAAUUUAUGAGCCCGAGAGCCACUCCUGUGCCCCCCGGGCGUAACCCCCUCGACCUUCAACGUUCUCAGUCCUCCAUCCCUGCCACCAGCUUUGAAUCAAUGUCACUCGCAGGCGGUCAACCCUCUCCUGGCAUCAAUACUCCAAGUGCCCCGUUCUUCUCCAAUGGCAGCUCUUUGUCGUUGGCGGCUACCGUCAAGUCCUCCAACUCAACAACCAUCAUCAAGGAAGGCCAUGUCCGCUGUAAAGAAGAUAAAUUCCUCGCUCAAUGGAACCAACGCUAUUUGAUCCUCCGCGAAUUCAGGUUGGACUUCAUGAAGAGUGAAAAUGGGAAAUUGAUCAAUUCUAUCCAACUCAACACUGUGACCGGAGUGACUCGCUCGGAGGAAACCCGCAUGGCCUUUGAAAUCACUCGCAUUGCCAAUCCCAAAGAUGCUGCUGGAAAGGUCACCAUGGCUCGCGAUCUGCCCACUCGUGUUCUGACCUGUGAAGUCCGCAACGAUGAUGAAAUCUACGACUGGAUUGACAAGAUUUAUGAACGCUGCCCUGGAAUGGGCGGUGUCAGCAACCCCACCAAUUUCAGCCACCGUAUCCAUGUCGGAUUCGACCCCCAAACAGGUGGUUUCGUUGGUUUGCCUCAAGAAUGGGAAAAGCUGCUUAACAAUUCCGCCAUUACCAGAGAUGAUUACAAGAAAAAUCCCCAAGCUGUCAUCGAAGUCCUCCAGUUCUACUCCGAUCAAAAAAAGCGGGAGGAGAACCCUGAGAUCUAUUCUCCUGGCAUGACUACACCCCCCGCACAAUCUCAGGCCAACAAGCAACUAGGAUUUCCCUCAGGAGGCAAUAGUGUUGCUCCUCCACGACCUACGCCUCCCACUGAUGCCCAGCGUUAUAACGCCAAUCAAUUCAUGAACAAAUAUCAAGAUGGCCCGGCACGAACGAAUACUCCACCGGCCAAGCCCCAGUUGCAAAGAUCUCAGACCGAUAAGAGCGCUUACGAUAUGGAGGCUGACGCCGCGCGAAUCAAGGAGAUCGCAAAUCAAGAACAGAAGCGCCGACAAUUGGAGAUGGAGAAUAAACGGGCAGCCGAGAGACAACGGGAGAAGGAACGUGAAGAUGAGCAGCUCCGAAGGGAUCAAGAUGCAUACAAUGCGUCUCUACCCAAGAGUCGACCUCCUCUUGCUCAGCAAGAACUUGGAGGCUACGGCGGCAGCCCGGAUCGCCAACAAAGCCGACAAGACCCUCGAUACAAUCCUGCAAGAGCCGCUCCUUCUGCCCCUCAACAAGCUGCAUCGACAUCCCUUCGACAGCAGCCCCAGCCAAUCGCUCAACGUAUUGCUCCCUCUGCACCAACAAGCGGCUCUCAGAAAUCCAUUCCUACGUCGGUCUCUAAUGGUCAAGGCUCCCUCCGGUCUCCUGGCAGCCAAGACCGCGACAGACAACCAUCACCAAAUGCACGGUACCAGCCAGAAAGAGAAGCUCCCCACAAGGACUCCGCAUCCAAGCAACAAGCAAAUGGCAUGAAUGGUCAGUCGACGAGUCGUUCUCAGGGCUCUGUACAGCAGCCAAAACCUCUAAAUGUGGCCAAGCAGCCUCAGGCGAAGCCUGCCACUGAUCCUCGCAAAGAGGCCGAGAUUGCCUUGACAGCCAAGAAACCCGUGGAAGAGCGAGCAAAGGAAGUCCGCAUGUCAAGCAUGAGCGAAAGUGAAGUCAUGGCGAAACUCAAGCAAGUCGUUUCCAAAGACAACCCCUUGGAGUCCUACAGCAAGCAGAAGAAGAUUGGUCAGGGAGCUUCCGGCUCCGUUUAUGUUGCGAGGGUAAAGGAGAGUUGUACAUCGCCAGUUGCAAGAGAGAUCUACCGUACGCAUGGGCCCAAAGGUCAAGUGGCUAUCAAACAGAUGGAUCUCCGCAAUCAACCCCGCAAGGAAUUAAUCGUCAACGAAAUCAUCGUAAUGAAGGAUUCGAAGCACCCCAAUAUCGUGAAUUUCCUCGACUCCUUCUUGCAGGAGCAGAAUAAUGAGUUGUGGGUGGUGAUGGAGUUCAUGGAAGGUGGUGCUCUCACAGAUGUUAUCGACAACAAUCCAGUAAUCACCGAGGAUCAAAUCUCUACCAUUUGCUUCGAGACAUGCAAGGGUCUUGCUCAUUUACACUCUCAAGACAUCAUCCACCGAGACAUCAAGAGCGACAAUGUGUUGCUUGACCGUGUCGGAAACGUCAAGAUUACUGAUUUCGGUUUCUGUGCCAAGCUCACCGAAUCAAAGAACAAACGUGCCACCAUGGUAGGCACACCUUACUGGAUGGCACCUGAAGUUGUCAAGCAGAAAGAAUAUGGACCCAAAGUCGACAUCUGGUCUCUUGGAAUUAUGGCGAUCGAGAUGAUAGAAUCAGAACCGCCAUACCUGAACGAGGAACCUUUGAAGGCUCUCUUUCUCAUUGCAACCAACGGAACUCCUCGCCUGAAGAACCCCAACAAGCUUUCUCGCGAACUUAAAGCUUUCCUCAGUGUCUGUCUCUGUGUUGAUGUUAGAAGCAGAGCCAGUGCGGACGAAUUAUUACGCAAUGACUUUAUGCGGAUGGGCUGCAGUCUUCCAAGCUUGAGUGAACUACUCAAAUGGCGAGAGAAAGGCCGUCAAUGA